Exophiala aquamarina CBS 119918 is the source of this 1533-nucleotide messenger RNA. RefSeq lists its product as uncharacterized. The coding region runs from base 1 to 1533 and encodes 510 amino acids. NCBI's taxonomy places the organism in Eukaryota, Fungi, Ascomycota, Eurotiomycetes, Chaetothyriales, Herpotrichiellaceae. The transcript has 2 exons. Gene Ontology annotation, molecular function: monooxygenase activity; heme binding; oxidoreductase activity, acting on paired donors, with incorporation or reduction of molecular oxygen. The record is from RefSeq and is a predicted model, not a curated record.
AUGCUCGGCCUCAUAUUAUUCUAUGCUUUGCUGGCGAAGCUCGCUUACGAGCUGAGCCUCGCCGUCUACCGUAUAACGUUUCAUCCGCUCUCCAAGUUUCCCGGCUCAAAGCUGGCUGCCUCAACAUACUGGCAUGAAACGUACUACGAUGUCUUCAAAGGACAUUCCUAUAUCUGGAAGAUCAAAGAAAUGCACGAGAAAUACGGUCCCGUGAUUCGCACUAAUCCUGAUGAUGUUCAUAUUCACGAUCCUGAAUUCUUCGAUACACUCUAUGGCUUAAAAAUGGACAAGUGGGACUGGUGGACGAAAGGCUUCGCUGUACCAACAGCGGGAGGAAUGACUGUAGAGCAUGAGGUCCAUCGCAAGCGACGAGGGGCAUUGAAUCCCUUCUUCUCCAAGGCAUCUAUCGUAGCAAAUCUUCCAAUCCUUCAGGAGAAGCUUGCCAUUAUGUGCUCUCGACUUGAUAAAAUUGCAGGGAGUCGGGAAGUCCUGGAUCUGGAAUCUGUCUAUUUGGCGCUGACAACGGACGUCUUAACCCAGUGCUCGUAUGGCUGGACAUAUGAUUACAUACAUGCCGAUGAAUGGGCAAUGACAUGGAAGCUUGUCAACACGGGCGGGCGAGCGUCGGCAGCCAUUGUGCGCUCGUUUCCAUUGAUCGGGGCAAUUGUACGUUCUAUGCCGCUCUCAGUCGCACUCAAACUCGUGCCACCGGUGGGUUUCAUGAAGUCAUGGAUGCAACGGGUCGGUAUGCAGGUGAAGAAGAUCAAAUCCAAUCCUGAGACGAUGCAACAAAUCAAGAUUGAAAAGCGGAGGAAGGAUACCAUAUUUGCCCAGAUCUUGUCCAGCGAUCUCCCUGAGAGCGAAUUGAGCGACCAGCGCCUGAUUGACGAGGGGGUCCUCAUCGCGACGGCAGGCUCGGAGACAACGGCCUGGGCAAUUACCAUCACCACGUACCAUCUAAUGAAGAAUCCUGCAGUCCUGAAGAGGAUGCGAGAGGAGUUGGCGACCGUGGAAAUUCCGAAAGGUGAUCCCGUGGCUCCGUGGACAUCACUAGAACAAUUGCCCUACCUUACGGCAGUCAUCAAAGAGGGAGUCCGCAUGGCAGGAGGAAUGCUGUCCCGACUGCCACGAAUCUACGACAAGCCGAUUCAGUACAAACAAUGGACCAUUCCCGCUGGAACUCCAGUAGCCAUGACGCCGCAUCUUGUUUCUAUUGAUGAGAACAUAUUCCCGGAAGCUCGCAAGUUCAUCCCUGAGCGAUGGCUUGAUCAAAUGGAUGAAGGCCGGACGACUUCGAGGCUGGACAAGUACAUCGUCUCAUUUGGGAAGGGCUCCCGGAAUUGCAUCGGGAUCCACUUAGCAUACGCUCAGCUGUUCAUGAGCAUCGCGGCGAUGGUGCAGCGAUACAACCUAGAGAUGUUCGAGACCGAUGAUAGCGAUGCGACACCGACGCGUGACUUGUUCACCGCUGGGGUGAAACUGGAUAGCAAGGGUAUCCGAGUGAUCGUCCAUGAUAAAGAUGAGAAGAUCUGA